UUUUAUAUUCGUACAUCUGCCUCUAAAUACGAAACAAAUAUUACCCCAACGGAUAACUUCCCUCUGCUAUGACCAGCAAGCUGACCAAGGAUCAGGACUGCAAUCCUGUUAAAGGGGUGGUUGAUUAUGAUUUCACUUUUAUUACUUUAGAUAGUGUGUAAUGUUGCUGUUAGAGCAUAAACUACAUCUGCAAAAUUAGGAUGCUCAAAGUUUAAAGCAAAGGGAGGUAUUUUCUUUUAAUAAUUCUUUGUUUAAGGACUACAGCAAAUGGCAGGUAGGGACUACAAUGAGCUUCUUCCCGGUUAGUGACAUUACUAACCCUAAAAUUUACAUAAACCCUGCCCCUGAAAUCACGCAACAAAGGGGUGAGGCCAUGUUAUUGCAAUAAAGUAACACAAAUACAAUAGCAUGUCAUAAAAGCAAGAUGACAACAUAAUUUAUAACCGUAAUUAUAAACUAAACUAUAUCUGUUUAUAACUAAACAGUUCCCACUCGAGCGAUUUAUAGAUCAUCAUGACAGAAUAUGCUAAUCAGUGACUUUAAGAUAGGCUAACUCCACAUCAGCUACAUAGAUUAAUCAUCUAACCAUUCAGAAACAUCCUGCUGCAUCACAUUGUCACUUCUUGAGUCUCUUCAUCAUUGUCCGACUAUGGUUAUGGUUUGACUAUGUUUCUGGCAUUUUCAGUGAGGUAAUUGGUGUCUGGCAUUUUUUACUUGAGGUAAUCAGUGAGUACACGUCUCUGCAGGACAUUAAUGAUUGAUGGGCGAGGCCAUUAACAGAGGGGCAUUUUUGAGAGCGUUACCUGAUUUGUCCUCGUCAGAGUGUGGGUAGGGUUUAGGGGUGGGGUCAGGUGAAGGGGAUCGUUUUCAUUGCAUGAUAUAUAAACACCCACCAGUUUGAAAACACCCACAAAUACAGAAACGCCCACUUUUGUUCUGCAGAGACCUCAUACUGGCUAACAGGAGCUCUUGAAACUCCGCCCUCUUCUUGAGAGCAGCAGCUCAUUUGCAUUUAAAGGGACACACACAAAAACGAAGCGUUUCUGCUCACCCUCAAAAAGUGACAAAUUUAACAUGCUAUGAAAAAAUUAUAUAUGGGGUAUUUUAAAAGUGGCAUUAUAUGACCCCUUUAAGCAAAACAAAGGCACUGUAGAUUUGCUGUGAAACACUCUGAAUGUCACCCUGGAAAUUAUAUCAGACAAGCAGGUGGGUUUUUGUUUUUUGUACAGAGAGGAACAAUGGCAAUAGAAGGAAAGGAAAACUAGCUUUAAAAAAGCUUUACUUGGACAAUAACAAUGGUACUUGUAAUGCUAGACUCUCAAUAAGUCGGUCAUUAUUUUAAUAUCCUUACAGGAACAGCAUUUACUGAUACUGAUUGUGGUAAAUGUACUGAAGGCACUUACUCUAAUGCGUCUUUCACAACCUGUCAAUCACAUUCAACGUGAGUGAUUAAUGGAGAUUCACAAGUGUUACAAAUUUAUUCCAGGAUGACCAGAUAUUCUAACAUUGCUCACAUUUACAGAUGUGAGACUAAAGGCCUUAAAGAAAUAAAACCAGGAACAAUGUCAUCUAAUGUGGAAUGUGGAAAGUCAGUUCCAGUUAGUAUCAUCAUUGGAGUCGUUGUAAUCAUUGGUGUUUUGGUUACUGCUGUUGUUGGGCUCAAAAUAUAUUGCAAAUUAAAACAGAAACCCUCUGGCAAAAGUAAGAUUAUUAAAUAUUAUUUAAUUAUAAGUAUACACUGCUGCGGGGAAAAAAAGAAAAGGAUCAAGCUAAAAAUGGCAAAAUAUUUAGUGGUCUCUCUCUGGUCAUGAAAUUAGCAAGAAUUGCAUACUGUAGAUAAAGCAACUUAGGAUGGAAUGGCCUUCCUCAACUUGUGGACAGCGUUUUACAGGAAGAAGAGUUAGUGUUGUUCCACUCAAUGUUGAUGGUUUCAAACAGUUCAUGAGUAGUUGAAAAUCGUGAGACCAAAUAUUCACUAUAGGGUUCAAAUCUGGACUCCGAUCAGGCCAAAACAUGAGCCUGAUGGACUUGUUCACAAGCCAUUUAUUGGUUGUCAUUGCAAAUGGGGCAGAAACAUUGUCUUGUUGAAAAAUAACAUCUGAUCAUUCAUCUUUAAAUAACACCUUUUCAUUUGAGGGAAGCAAGCCAUUCUGCAAUAUUCUCCUGUACUCCGAAGAAUUAAAUGACUCUUCACAGUGCAGCAGCUCACCAAUACCAGCAGCUAAAAAGGCUCCCCACACAAUGAAACCAAUUCCUCCAUGCUUGACUGUGGUCGAGAUGCAUUUAUUAUUAUAUUUUUUAAAAGACACCACUCUAAAGCAUCACCAUGCAACUUGUGUUUCAUUGUGAUUCAUCACUCUACGCACAACUAUAUAUAUAUAUAUAUAUAUAAAGAUAAAAGCAUUACCUUUUGCAUUUGUUUAGUGUUCAAUGCAUUUCAGUAUGCCAAAACAGUUACAGCACAGAUUUAAUGCAUGCACACUGUAAUGCAUGCUUUGCGAACUUUAAACCCAAAUGACUCUUUAAAAUAUGAGUGUUAUAUGAGUAUAAUAUUCUGAUGCUAAGUUUCAAAUGUGGAUAUUGAGUAUUUUAAUAAAAUUAUCUUCACUUUACUUUUAACAGACAUCACCAGACUCUAUGACUUUUUUAUAACCAGAAAUAGUAGGUAAGAGCCACUGAAGGAUCAUUAGGAGCUGCAUAUUACAGUACUCAAAUGAAAUUCAUUGUGUUGUUCUUCAUUUUCAGUGAUAUUAAUGACUCUGAAACUUCUACAGCUUUGCUCUAAAGAGUAGAAAAAUCUCCAAAUAAGUUAUCUAGUUUCGGUCUGCCAGCGAGAGCAUUAGCCUAAAUGUCGGGUGCGUCUCAAUCAGCUCCCUAGUUCAGUAUUCAGGGCACUGAUCAGGGAAUCAGCCACAUUAAUUUACAUGAUAUACUGAUUCACGACCUAGGGAGCUAUGGAGCUGAUUGAGACGCAGGGGUCGUCAUAAGGAAAAGACAAAAUGGUGGAAGGAGUGAAUAUGAAAGUGACGAUUCUCUUUUACAUAUCUGGUUUUUGUUCUUUUCUCGCACUUGGAAAUACUUGUGGUCCAAGUGAAUAUAAAACUGCUGAUGGAGAAUGUUGCCCACUGUGUAGUAUAGGGACAAUGGUACUCUAUGACUGCAGUGCCGAUUUGAGUACCGUCUGCAAACCCUGCAUUCCAGGAACAUUCAUGAGUGAACUCAGUAGCCUUCAUAAAUGCUUCCCAUGCAAACACUGUAAUGAAAGUCAAGGUCUUUACAUUCUGAAUAACUGCACUACUACAAGAGACACCAUCUGUGAUGUACUUGAUGGAUAUCACUGCACUGAGUACUCAAACUUACAGUGCCUUCGUGCUGUAAAACACAGUGUUUGUGCACCAGGACAAGAAACAAAAACACUAGGGACAAAGACAUCAGAUACAGUAUGUGGGAACUGCACUUUUGGGUUUUCUUCUUCUGGGCUGAAUUGCAAGAAAACAGAGGCAUGUGCUCCUGCUGAGUAUGAGAUAAACGGAGAAUGCUGCCCCAUGUGUGCACCAGGAAACCAUGUUCGUUGGCAUUGUACUGAAGAUACAAGUACAACUUGUGUUCCAUGUUCUGCAUUAACUUACAUUGAUGAACCCAGUGGGUUAGAUAAAUGCUUUCCCUGCUCUGUUUGUGAUGACCAACAAGGACUAAGAGUAAAGAGAAACUGCACACACUCUACAGAUACUGUUUGUGAGCCACUGGAAGGAUUCUACUGCAUUGAGCAAAAUAUAGGCAGCUGUAGAUUCGCUGUCAAACACUCUGAAUGUGAUCCUGGACAAUAUAUCAGACAAGCAGGAACAGCAUUUACUGAUACCGAUUGUGGUAACUGUGCAGAAGGCACUUACUCUAAUGGCACUUUCACUACCUGUCAACCACAUUCAAAAUGUGAGACUGAGGGACUUCAAGAAAUAAAACCAGGAUCAAUGUCAUCUGAUACUGAAUGUGGGCAUUCAACAAGUGUUAAAGACCCCCUGUGGUGAAAAUCAAGUUUUUAAUGUUGUUUCUAUGUCUAUGUAGUGUUUUUAAUAUGCUUUAAGACAAACCAUAUGCAAAUUCAUAAGUCAACACCAUUGCUGAUUAAACCAAAGACAGUCUAAAACCCACGGUGCGAAAUCGGUGGUGUUUGUGACGUCACAGACUACCUUGUAACCAAUCACAACAACGUGCCGGCAGGCUUUAGCAUAUCAUUAACUAUGACUGCUCUGAAGCAGGAAAGUCUCGAGAGAAGCCAGGUUAUCCCAGUA
Molecule: messenger RNA, 4289 nt
Organism: Megalobrama amblycephala (Wuchang bream)
Lineage: Eukaryota; Metazoa; Chordata; Actinopteri; Cypriniformes; Xenocyprididae
Product: tumor necrosis factor receptor superfamily member 14-like
Exons: 10
Coding region: 3000-4025 (341 amino acids)
Biological process (GO): defense response to Gram-negative bacterium; defense response to Gram-positive bacterium; positive regulation of T cell migration
Cellular component (GO): external side of plasma membrane; membrane
Molecular function (GO): transmembrane signaling receptor activity; protein binding
Source: RefSeq, a predicted model, not a curated record